UCUUUAUCGAGUAAAAUUUAAAAAAGAAAAAAAAAGACAGAAAAUAAAAUAAAAAGUGAAAGAGCGAAAAAGAGUAAAGCACAAAGAAACAGAUUUGACACAGUUGAAAAUCUUUUGAGUUUCCGUGCUUAAAAAAUUAAACUAGUUUUAAAAGAGGGGAAAAUCAUUUGAUUUUCCUUUUUUUAAUUUGAAUUUCGCAGCAAUAACUGAGAAUCAAUCACUUUCAGUGUUUUUUUUGGGAGAAAAUUCUAUGUCGAGCGAGAGAGUUCCCGUUGAGUUAUCCAAGGGCGUUAACGGCCUUGAAAAAAUCAUCCUCCGCGAGACUCGAGGCAGCUCUGCCGAGGUGUAUUUUUAUGGAGGACACGUGACAUCUUGGAAGAAUGAGCAUGGAGAGGAGUUGCUUUUCGUCAGUAGUAAGGCAUUGUUCAAGCCUCCAAAAGCAAUUCGUGGAGGAAUUCCUAUAUGUUUUCCCCAAUUUUCAAAUCAUGGUCCUCUUGAGCCGCAUGGGUUUGCCAGAAAUAAACUUUGGAGCAUUGACACUGACCCUCCUGCUUUUCCGACAAACUCAUCCAGCAAAGCUUACAUUGAUUUGAUCCUUAAGCCUUCUGAAGAAGAUAUGAAGAUUUGGCCUCACAGUUAUGAGUUCCGCCUGAGGGUAGCUUUGGGACCUGGAGGGGAUCUAAUGUUAACAUCUCGCAUCAGGAAUACAAAUACUGAUGGAAAGCCGUUUACAUUCACAUUCGCAUAUCACACAUAUUUUUCCGUUUCCGAUAUCAGUGAAGUUCGUGUUGAAGGAUUAGAGACACUUGAUUAUCUGGAUAAUUUACUGAACAAGCAGCGGUUUACUGAACAGGGAGAUGCAAUAACAUUUGAAGCUGAAGUGGACAAGAUAUACCUCAGUACUCCGACUAAAAUUGCAAUUCUGGAUCAUGAAAAGAAGAGAACUCUUGUAUUACGCAAAGAUGGGCUCCCUGAUGCUGUGGUGUGGAAUCCCUGGGAUAAAAAGGCAAAGGCUAUGGCUGACUUUGGUGAUGAUGAAUACAAACAUAUGCUCUGUGUGGAGGCUGCUGCCAUCGAGAAACCUAUCACAUUGAAACCCGGUGAGGAAUGGAGGGGAAGGCAAGAACUUUCUGCUGUUCCUUCCAGUUACUGCAGUGGGCAACUUGAUCCUCGGAGAGUCCUCCAGGGUAGCUGAAGAUCCUUUACCGUGGUCAAUAUAUGUACAGCUAUGCUAUGGAUGAGCUAUUAUUUGUCUAUGGGCUGUCUUUGAAUUGUCUCUCAGAGCCUCUCUCUCUCAACACCAGCUUCCCCGUUUUGUAAGAAUUUCCUUAAUUCAAUUUGAGUUGGAUUAUUUUUAUCUUCUUUUCAUUUCAUUUUGGGUUAAAGGGGCUUUGUAUUAAUUACAUAUAGUGCAAAAUUAUGCCUUGUCCUAUAUGGGAUUUAUUUUCUUCACGAAUUGGACUUGGAUAAAAUAUUUUGUAAUUUGAAUUUAUAUUUGGGUUAUUGUUCAAUUAAACAAAAAAUAUUUUAUUUUAA
Molecule: messenger RNA, 1536 nt
Organism: Gossypium raimondii (Peruvian cotton)
Lineage: Eukaryota; Viridiplantae; Streptophyta; Magnoliopsida; Malvales; Malvaceae
Product: putative glucose-6-phosphate 1-epimerase
Exons: 9
Coding region: 251-1195 (314 amino acids)
Biological process (GO): carbohydrate metabolic process
Molecular function (GO): carbohydrate binding; isomerase activity
Source: RefSeq, a predicted model, not a curated record